AUGAAGAUGUCCAUUGUUGCGAUCGCUCUGGCCCUCGUCUACUUCGUGUCGUUCGUCUUUGCGGCCAACCAACCACCGGCGGUGCCCACCCCGGCCGAGCGCAUGCAGCUCGCCAAGAAGAUCAAGGAGAUGGUGGAGAGCAACCCAGGCGCAGUGGAUCCGUCGUUCGCCGCCUUGUCGACGGAGGACCUCUUCAGUAUGCUUUCGGGCCUCAUCUCGAACCCGUCGGUGAUCUCGAAUGUCGGGGGUCUUAUCAAGGCGGCGACCAGCGGCGACAUCGGUGGAGUGGCUACUUCUGCGACGGGACUGCUCGGUGCGGCACUUCCUGCUGCGGUAUCGGCUUUCGCCCCUGCGGCCCCGGCCGCCGCGGUUCCCAUGGCUGCUGCGCCCGCGUCGUAG
Molecule: messenger RNA, 399 nt
Organism: Phytophthora sojae
Lineage: Eukaryota; Oomycota; Peronosporomycetes; Peronosporales; Peronosporaceae
Exons: 1
Coding region: 1-399 (132 amino acids)
Source: RefSeq, a predicted model, not a curated record